Molecule: messenger RNA, 705 nt
Organism: Penicillium maclennaniae
Lineage: Eukaryota; Fungi; Ascomycota; Eurotiomycetes; Eurotiales; Aspergillaceae
Exons: 2
Coding region: 1-705 (234 amino acids)
Source: RefSeq, a predicted model, not a curated record
AUGGAAAGACCCGUGAGUCCCUCGAAUCCUGAUCUAUUCGACGUGAGUGACUCGUUGGCUCCGCCGCGAGUCAACAGGCUCGCGAGUACCACCACUCUCACCUUCGACGGACUCUUGAAAGAUCCGCUCCAUCUCAAGGAAGAUCUGAAAGAUGGCUGCGGCGGUCAGUUAUGGCCUGCCGGAAUCUUUCUCGCCAAAUAUCUGUUGGGUCAUCACUCAUCGGACUUGUCCGGUAAAACUAUCGUGGAACUUGGUGCAGGAGGUGGACUCGUUGGCUUGGCAGUGGCUCGCGGAUGCAAGGCCGCAUCGCCAAUCUACAUCACCGACCAGCAACCCAUGUUUUCGCUGAUGGAGGAUAAUAUCCAACUCAACCAGCUCAACUCAACUGUGACUGCUUCAAUACUGAACUGGGGUGAGCCCAUUCCGCAUCAUCUGCCCUCACAACCCGAUGUGAUCCUCGCCGCCGACUGCGUCUACUUUGAGCCCGCAUUUCCUCUCCUCAUUGCGACGCUCCAGAGCCUUCUGGGCCCUGAUUCGGUAUGCUACUUCUGCUUCAAGCGGCGAAGAAGGGCGGAUCUCCGUUUCAUAAGAAUGGCCAAAAAGGCCUUCGAGUUCGAGGAGAUUCGGGAUGAUCCAAGCGCCACAACGUAUAACCGAGAUAACAUAUUUAUUUACACCAUUCGGUCCAAGCGCAUCAAGAACUAA